GGCAGGGAGCCACGUUACGUUUGCCACGUCUUUUGUUUACAUUGAGAGAACUAUUCUGUAUUUACUGUAGUUGCUGACUUCUGAUUUUGUUUACUAGAGAAAUGAUCUAUUUCUUGUAUAUCAUACCUCACACUACCUAGCAGCAUUCUAAAUAACACAGUAACACAGCUCACUCAUUUUGAUAUCAGCAGGAUGAUGUUUGCAUUGACAACUUUACUAGCAGUGGUGGGACUGGUGACCGGUGAUGGGGUUGGACACAACAAGCUUCUCAACUUCCCCUCAGCCUCCAUUGCCAACUACAUCAGCUACAAGACUGAUCUACCUGCUAUGACUGGAUUGACCGUGUGUGCCUGGCAGCAGAAGAGUUACUCCGAUGAUAAAAGAUGCUGGUUCAGCUACGCGGUCUCAGGAUCAACCAACGAGAUUCUCUUGGGAGAGAGGGAAAAGGGUGUCUACGUCUUCUACUUUGCUGGAAGCAACUUUGGAGCUAACGUGGGGAGUUUAGAGAACCAGUGGGUGCACGUCUGUGCAGCCUGGGAUUCAGAAAGUGGAGUAGCCGUCAUCAGUGUCAACGGAGAAGCAGCAGCAACGCAAGAGAACUUUAAAAAGGGCGCUAGCGUGAGUGCAGCAGGUAACUUGGUUAUCGGACAGGAGCAGGAUUCUGUAGGAGGAGGCUUCGACGCUAGCCAAGCGUACGUUGGCAGACUUUACAACAUCAACGUGUGGAAUUACGCUCUCAACUCCACUGAAGUGUCAUUCCUUUACGAGACAGGUCUUUGUGGAUUCGGCUCCACUGAGGAGGACCCCAUCAUCUCUUAUGCUGAUAUUCUGGGCCAGGAUAUGACAGGAAAUUUGGCCGUUGUUGAUGGGCUCUGCAUUGACCUUGAGGAUCCAAGUGAAGGGCAAAUCAUGAGGUUCCCUCCACAGUCGAAAGCUAGCACGAAAAACUUCUUGCAGUUCACUCCCAACUUCGAAGCAGACGAUUUCGCAGAGUUCUCCAUCUGCACCUGGUUCUUCAAGACAUACGGAGACCAGUCUAGGUACUUCCUGAGUUACGCAGUUUCAGGUCUGGAUAAUUCCAUCAUCCUAGGUGAACAGGCCACCCUUGGCUUCUGGGUAAGCGGAGAGAAAAUCCUGACAGACAUUUUACUAGACCAGCAGACUUGGUAUCACCUGUGUUUUACAUGGGCUUCAGACAGUGGUGCUGCGAUCUACGUGGACGGGGCGAAAGUAAAAGAAGGUGCUCUAGCCACGGGAAAGACACAAAAUGCUGGUGGUGUGAUGAAUGUGGGACAGGAGCAGGACUCAGUUGGAGGAGGUUACGAUGCAAACAAGGCUUUUGCAGGGAGUCUGUACAACCUGAACAUGUUCCGAUCAAAGCUGAGCGAUGAUCAGGUGACAAAGCUUUACGCUGAAGGAACUUUCUGUGAGAAGAUUCCAGAUGAGAUGUGGGAAGCUGGAGCAGUGAUGGUGGCCUACAAGGACUUGUUCAGUCUCAUUCCUGGCGGAGAUGUUGUGUUCGACAGUGGGGAAGCAGCUUGGAGACACGGUGCUAUCCACUGUAGAGGAGAUGAUCUGGACGUGGACGCUCACAAACCAGACUGCUGGAAAACUGAGAAGAAUACCAGUUAUAAGGACAGCGGAAGUUUGGGAUAUAUUGUGGGGGAUCUGGAUGCAGCUAAGGCAGCGUGUGCUGCUUACGGUAAGUGUAAAACGCUGACGUGCGCCGAUAAGGAUGGUGUACUGAAGUGUGAGAUGAAGGAAUCGAUUGAGAAGGCAAAGAAGGACAAGAAGAAAACCUCAUAUACUUACAGAUGUUAAAUCUGAGAAAAUAGAAGAAAAAACAUCGCAGUUGUUGUUGAUUACUAACUGUUUAAUCUUUGGAGACUUUUCAAAUCUAAAUUUUUUUCUUAUGAUUAUGAAUGGUAUUGAUAAUGAAAAUAUAAAUAAAGUUGUUGUACUU
Bolinopsis microptera is the source of this 1963-nucleotide messenger RNA. RefSeq lists its product as uncharacterized. NCBI's taxonomy places the organism in Eukaryota, Metazoa, Ctenophora, Tentaculata, Lobata, Bolinopsidae. The record is from RefSeq and is a predicted model, not a curated record. The transcript has a single exon. The coding region runs from base 193 to 1821 and encodes 542 amino acids.